Cucumis sativus (cucumber) is the source of this 1438-nucleotide messenger RNA. Its product is annotated as auxin-induced in root cultures protein 12. NCBI's taxonomy places the organism in Eukaryota, Viridiplantae, Streptophyta, Magnoliopsida, Cucurbitales, Cucurbitaceae. The record is from RefSeq and is a predicted model, not a curated record. Bases 131 to 925 code for a protein of 264 amino acids. The transcript has a single exon.
UGGCAUUCUUCCCUCCCACACGAAUGAUCUUCCCCCAACCUCCCAACACCAAAACUCCCAUCUUUCUAUUGUAUAUAAACAAACCAUUUCCCCUCUUUCUCUUCCAUUCUCAAUACUCAUUCCCUCUCCAAUGGCUUCCUUCUCCACUUUCUUCCUCUUCCUUACCCUAAUUUCCUCUUCCCUUUCCAUCUCCCAUUCCCUCACUUGCUCUUCCCAAUCCUUCCCAAACAGAACCUUCACCAAUUGCCAAGAUCUCCCCUAUCUCCACGCCUUCCUCCACUGGUCUUACAAUCCCAAAAAUUCCUCUCUCUCCAUCGCCUUCCUCGCCCCUCCCCCCACAACCGCCGGUUGGGUCGCCUGGGCCGUCAACCCCACCGCCACCGGCAUGGCUGGAUCCCAAGCCUUCCUCGCCGCUUUCUUCACCAAAUCCCUCACUGUCCGUACUUUCAACAUUACUUCUUAUAACUCCGUUCGUCCUUCCCCCACGCUCUCCUUUCCCUUCUGGGACCUUGCAUCCCAAUCUUCCGACGAUUUGUUUGCGAUCUUCGUUACCGUGAAAGUGCCGGAGAAGUCUUCGUCGUUGAACCAAGUUUGGCAAGUUGGGGCGUCGGUGGAUUCCAGUAUGGGUGUUCCAGCAGUGCAUGAGUUUAAACCGGAUAAUUUGAAAUCAAGAGGCGUGUUGGUGUUUGACGGAAGUGUUAGUCCUGUUGGUACUCCAAGUCCUGCUCCACGCCCUGAUCAUGGUGGCGCGUCUGCUGCACCUUCCACUUCGGUGGUUGGCGGUGUUAAUGAAACUGCUGCUGCGCCUACCCCCAAGGCGUCGGGUCUUGACAAAGCUGGCGUUCCCGGAAUUCAGCGGCGGAAUUUGGGGUUUGUUGUCCUGAGUUGGUUUUUGUUUGCUGUUUGGGGGAUUUUCAGUUUCUGAUUUUUAUUUUAGUUUAGAACUCUUGUUUGUCACUUUAUUUUUUUUUUACUAUUAAUGAAAUAAUAAUAAUAUAUUUACUUGAAAACCAUUUUCAAAUAUUAAAAAGAACAACCAAAAAUAGCUAAAUUUUGCAAUUUUUCAUCUACAAUAAUUUUUCAAAAUUUUACACUUUUUCUUUUUGCUUUUUUAAAAUAGAGAAUUGAGUAUAAUAAUGAUGAUGGUGAUGAUGGUUUAUUAUAGAGUUUGUUGGGGUUAGUCUGUUUGCGUUAUUUGGAGGAAUUGUUAUUUGAUUUUAAUUAAAGAAAAAGCAACAAUCAAAAUUAAAAUCUGGAGAUUUGAUUUAAUUAUGAUUUUCAGUAUUUGUUUGAUUUCUUACUUUUACUUUCUCCCGCGGUUGGACUUAUAAUUUAAUUUCACUAAAUAAGUUGAAGAGCAUUAUUUAGUGCAUUUUCCACGUGUACCUCACCUUGUUCAAAUAUCCACUACAAUACACACUUCUAUUUCUUUCUUUCU